AUGAGUCCUUUAGUUCCUCGGGAAGAACAAGAAAAAAAAGAUGAAGAUUAUUCGCCCUCAAACAUACUUUCUUGGUCAAAAACUGUAAGCAUUCAAGUUAAACCAAAAGGAAAAGUACUCGAUGAUCAGGAAAUUGUUCGAAAUCAAAAGUGCCAUCCGCCAAAAAUUUCUGAUCAAUUGGAAUUAAUUCAAAAAUUACAAACAGAUUCUUCAAUUGAUUUUUAUUACAUGAUUUACGCCGUCGAGAGAUCUUCUAAAUUUUUCACACCCUAUGCCUUCAAGGUAGUACCUUAUGAAGAAAUUGGCAAAUCAUAUAUGACAAUUAGUGCAAAUGGAGUUACAAAAUAUAGUCCAGACGAAAUGAUUUUCACACCAAUUGAAUUAUGGGAGAGAGAAUAUAAAGAUUAUUUAAAAAUCGCAAUCAAAACUUUCACGAUUUUUCGCACGUGGAAAGCUUUUUACGUUUGGAGAAAGUCAAUAUCAUGGAGAAAAUAUAAUAAAGCGAGGGAUUAUUUAUUGGAAAAUCUUUUUGUGACACAUUCAAUAUUAAGUAAAACUCUUCUUGAAAUUAAUACCAAGUGUAAAGAAUUUUUACACGUGUCUCUUGUUGAUACAAGUAUUUUCGAAAAAUUACCCCUUUUUCUCUUUAUGGAAAUUCAAUUUGCUAAACUCGAGGAUGUUAGGAGCAAAUUAGAUAAAUUCAGAGAAUUAAUUGCAAAAUUAGUGAAAGAUGCUUGUUUAAAAACCCUUUUGGAAGCUGGAUACACGCCCGAUGAUUCAAAUAUAACUAUUGAACAAACUGAAUUUGGACAAUUAGGACGUUUCGCGGGAACAAAAUUUAAAAUGCCAAAAGAUGGAAUUUUAAAAAUGAGUCACAUUGAACAGGCAAAAAAAAGAGAAAAAUGUUAUCGUCUAUCAUGUUUUAUCCAUCUGAUUGAUUAUUUACAAACGGACAUGAUGCAAAAUUUAUUAUACAAUACGUACAAAGUUUUGCUGAACACUCUACAAGAAAGUGUAAAUUAUUCUUUAUCAAAUGAUGAAGAAGAGAUGGACUCGAAAUCAAAUUUAAAAGAGAAACAUCGCUAUCCCUACUUUGUAGUGGACUUGAUAAUUUCUUUGGAAACUGGAAUCGCUUUGGAUCCAUCUGAAGAAAUUUUCUGGCACGUCAUUAAAACAAUCCAAUUAAUGUGGGAGGAAAAUUUAUUUGAGAUAAAGCCAUUUUUAUCUGAUCCAUUUUUCGAUAUUUUUACAAGGCCAAUGAUCAAUCACAAAAUUGAAAAUCGAAUAUCAGGAAAGCCACCAGAAAUUUUGACAAUUAUAAAUGAUGAUUUUCUUAUGAAUGAUUUGAAGGGAAAAUUUGAAAAUAUUUUAAAAGAACAUUUUCUUGCUGUAAAAGAAUUUUCAAGUAAAUUUAAUUCUAUUGAGACAUUCUUCAAGGAAGAUAUAAAUGCUAAUGAAAUGAUUAUAAGAGAAAAUGAAGAGUGUUCGAUUUUUCGUGAAUUUUGUGAAAGAUAUCAAAAUGAAAUUGUUGAAAUUUCUGCAAUAGAAGAGGAAGAAUUUUUAGGAAUAUUUUAUAUUAAAUUGACAAGAUUGAAAAUUUUAGCAUUACCUGCUCCUACACAAAAAUGGAUUGUUCUUGAAAAAGUCAUACCAUGUUUAGGUAAAGCAAGAGUAGACGCUCUUUUGAAUGAAGUUAAUGAUGCUAUAAAUUAUUUGGAUACAAAUCCAGUGACAACUGAUGAUUAUGUGGCUUACAUAAAUUUUGUCGAUCAAGCACAACAGAAUGUGGAGAGAAUGGAAGUGGAAUUAGUGUACGUUAAAGAAAUUUACGAUAUAAUGGAAGAAUAUCAAUUUCCCGUUCCUGCAAUGGAUGCUGCGAAUUAUUUGGGAAUAAGUGUACAAUUUACAACAUUAUGUUCAGCCGUUAAUAAAAAAUUGAAGGAUCGAGAAAAGUUGAUAACCAAGUUUAAUGUUCAAAUACAAAAAGAUAUAGAUGCUGUUAUUAAUAAAAUUUCGGACAUUAAUGACGAAGCGACUCAAUCCUGGUUGUUGGAUGCUGAUAGCAAUGUGGAAGGUUGUCUCGAGACUCUCAACGAUCUCUCUCAACGUUUACAAGAAUGUGCAGAAUUAGCUUCUGAAUAUCGAAAUCAUCAAAAAGGAUUUAAGGUGGAAAUGACAAAAUUCGAAAUUCUCGAUCACGCAAUAAAUGAAGUAAAACUACGAAGUCUUCUUUGGGAAAGUGUAAUAAGUUGGUCAAAAACUUUAGAAAAAUGGUAUCAAGAUAAUUUUAACAUUUUAAACGUUGAAGAAAUAACAAAUUUUACAACGCGAAAUUUAAAAAAUAUUGUUCAAUUUGAAAAAGGUCUACCGUCAAAUAAUGUUUUGCCAAAUUUUAAAGAAAAAGUGGAAUAUUUCAAAGACAAACUCUCAACUAUUGGACAUUUGAGAAAUCCAAAUUUACAAUCACGUCAUUGGAUGAAAAUUGAGGAACUUUUGAAUUAUAAAUUUCAAUUGGAAGAAUCAUUAACAUUGGAACUUCUCGAGAGUCUUGGAAUUUUUGAUUAUCCAAAUGAAUUAAUGGAAAUUGCUUCUUGUGCAAGUUCAGAGGCAGCUUUAGAAAUAAUGUUGAAAAAAGUUGUAGACACAUGGAAAACAUUGGAAUUUAUUGUUUUACCUUAUAAGGAAAUUAAGGAUGUUUAUUAUCUUGGAUCAAUCGAGGAAAUUCAAUUGGCUCUCGAUGAUAGUAAUAUUAAUAUUCAAACAAUUGCCGCUUCUCGACAUGUUGCUUCAAUUAAAUCGAAAGUUGAUGAUUGGAUUAAACAACUGGAUCUUGUGUCUCGUACUUUGGAAGCUUGGCAGUAUUGUCAACAGCAGUGGAUGUACUUGGAGGCAAUUUUCUCUGCUCCUGAUAUUAAACGACAACUUCCAAUAGAAGCGAAACUCUUUGCGGUAGUCGAUAGAUCUUGGAAGGAAAUUAUGAGAAAAACAACAAAGGUGCCUUUGGUUAUGGAAAUUUGCAUUCAGCCAGGAUUACUGGAACGUUUCAUGGAAAAUAAUAACAAUUUAGAUCAAAUUCUCAAAUGCCUGGAGGCUUAUCUCGAAACAAAGCGUAUCGCAUUUCCGAGAUUUUUCUUUCUCUCUAAUGACGAGCUUUUGGAAAUUUUAGCCCAAACGAGAAAUCCUCAUGCAGUUCAGAGGCAUUUACAAAAGUGUUUCGAUGCAAUUUAUCGUCUUGAGUUUGCAAUUGCAAAUCUGGGAAAUAAAGAGAAUAAAAAAGAUGCUGUUCUUACGACGGAUAUUAUAGCCAUGUUAUCACCGGAGGGAGAGAGAGUUGUUUUACAGAAAGGGUUAAAAGCCAGAGGAAAUGUGGAAGAUUGGCUUGGAAAUGUGGAGCAAGCAAUGUUUGCAGCACUCAAGAGGGAAAUGAAAAAAGGCAUCAUUGAUCUUAAAGAGAAAGGAAGACGAAAGUUUAUCGAAUCUUUUCCGUCUCAGAAUGUCUUAACGGUUUCUCAAAUAUUUUGGGCUCAAGACGUUCAUGUUAUUUUGGAAUCAGGAGACGCGAAUGCUAUGAAAACUUUUGAAAUCAAAUGUUUUACAGAUUUAAAUGAAUUGGCAGGCCUAGUAAGAGGAGAAUUACCGAAAUUAAUACGCGAAGUUAUUAUCAAUCUUAUAACGGUCGAUGUACACGCGAGAGAUAUUAUUUCAGUUUUAGUGGAAAAUAAAAUUCAAUCCAGUUCAAGUUUUGAUUGGAUGAAAAAUUUACGUUACUAUUGGGACGAAGAAAUCGACAGUUGUUUGGCAAAAAUGAGUAAUGCAGAAUAUCGUUAUGGCUAUGAAUAUCUUGGUGCUCAAAGAAGAUUAGUUAUCACACCUUUAACAGAUAGAUGCUAUUUAUGUCUUAUGGGAGCACUUCAAUUGGAUUUAGGUGGAGCACCUGCAGGUCCAGCUGGAACUGGAAAAACUGAGACGACGAAAGAUCUUGCUAAAGCAUUAGCUGUUCAAUGUGUUGUAUUUAAUUGUUCGGAAGGUUUAGAUUACAGGAUGAUGGGAAGAUUUUUUUCUGGUUUGGCCACUUCUGGUGCUUGGUGUUGUUUCGAUGAAUUUAAUCGAAUUGACAUUGAGGUGCUUUCUGUAAUUGCUCAACAAUUAAUUACUAUUAGAAAUGCUAAAAUUAUCCGCGCUAAUGAAUUUAUGUUUGAGGGUCGCGUGAUAAAAUUAGUGAUGUCUUGUGCAACUUUUGUCACCAUGAAUCCUGGUUAUGCUGGACGCACUGAAUUACCAGAUAAUUUAAAAUCACUUUUCAGACCAUUUGCGAUGAUGGUUCCAGAUUACAAACUCAUCGCAGAAGUAACAUUAUAUUCGGAGGGUUUUGAAUCCUCCAAGUCAUUAUCGACAAAAAUGACAUUAAUGUACACAUUGUGCAGCGAACAACUAUCUCAGCAAGAUCAUUAUGAUUUUGGAAUGAGGGCAGUAAAGAGUGUUUUGGUAAUGGCAGGAAGUUUAAAGCGAGAAAAUCCUGAAAAAUUGGAAGACGUCGUCUUGCUGAGGGCUUUAAGGGACAGUAAUCUACCCAAAUUUUUGGCUGAUGAUACAGAAUUAUUUUUGGGAAUACUAGGCGAUUUGUUUCCAGAUAUUGUGCUUCCCGAUGAAGACUACGGCGUUUUUCAAGAAACUGCUGAGAAGAUGAUGAUAGAUGCAGGUUUACAGCCGGAAUCGUGUUCUAUUGUUAAAACUAUUCAAUUACAUGAAACAAUGUUAGUCAGACAUGGUGUCAUGUUAGUUGGUCCCACUGGAUCUGGUAAAACAACUGUUCUUCAGACAUUAAGGGAUACAUACACACAACUUCAUGAAAUGAAUGUACCAAAAUCAUAUUAUCAAAAAGUUCACACGUACGUUUUAAAUCCAAAAGCUGUGACAAUUGGGGAAUUAUACGGAUCAGUGGAUACCAUGAGCAAUGAAUGGCACGACGGUUUAAUUGGAGCAAUUAUUCGCCACGCUUGUUCUUUCACAACAGAAGAACAUCAGUGGGUUGUUUGCGAUGGUCCCGUCGACGCUAUUUGGAUAGAAAAUAUGAAUACUGUUUUAGAUGAUAAUAAAAUGUUGUGUCUCGCGAAUUCAGAGAGAAUUAAAUUUACUCCAUAUGUUCAUAUGCUUUUUGAAGUUAUGGAUCUUUCUCAAGCUUCACCGGCAACUGUCAGUAGAUGUGGAAUGGUGUAUUUUGAUCCUGCUGAUCUUAAAUGGAUGCCAUAUGCAAAAAGUUGGUUGCAAAAAAUUCCUGAGACUAUAAUUAAUGAAUCGUUGCGUCAAGAGAUAAUGUAUCUUUUGGAGACUUACGUAGAAGAAGGAUUGGCAUUUUUGAAAAAGAAUUGUCAACAAACUAUACCACAGGUGGGUAUCGGAAAAGUAAAUAUGCUUUGUGCUUUAAUGGAAAGCAUUAUUCUAGAGCCAAAUGCAAUCGAUAAAUUUACUGACGUGGAAAAUUUGAAAAGUUUUCUCACCCAGUCAUUUAUUAUCUCGUAUAUUUGGGCAAUUGGUGGAAAUUUAAUUGAUUCUGCCAGAGAAACUUUCGAGUUAUUUGUGAAAAAACAAUUCAAGGACAAUUCAUAUUCUCGUUUACCCUCUGAAAAUUUGUGGGAUCUUUACAUAAAUACAAAAAAUCGAAAUUUAGAAUUAUGGAUAAAAUUAAUGCCAUCGUUUACAUAUGACAAAACGGUGCCAUUUUUUGAAAUUCUCGUUCCAACUGUCGACACAGUACGAUUUGGUUAUCUUAUGGAGAAACUUUUGAAUGUUAAUAAACCAGUACUUUUUACAGGCGGCACUGGUGUUGGAAAAUCAGUAAUAGCCAAAGUAGUUUUAAAAACACUUCAACAAUCUGGAUUUUGGGUUCCGGUUGUAAUGAAUUUUUCCGCUCAAACAAGUAGCGGGAGAAUUCAAGAGAUUUUAGAAUUAAAAUUAGAGAAAAAGAAACGAACAGUAUUGGGAGCGCCUAUCGGAAAACGAAUUUGCAUUUUCAUCGAUGAUGUAAAUAUGCCAAAAUUGGAUACUUAUGGCUCACAACCACCAAUAGAAUUAUUGAGACAAUUUCUCGAUUUUGGAGGCAUUUACGAUCGAGAUAAAUUGUUUUGGAAAACAAUGGAAGAUGUUGUGUUAAGUUGCGCCUGUGCUCCUCCUGGAGGUGGAAGAAAUCCUCUCACUCCAAGAUUUAUUCGUCAUUUUGGAAUGUUGGUUAUUCCAACGCCUUCCGAAGUUUCUCUGAAAGACAUUUUUAGGUCAAUAAUGAAAGGAUUUCUUCAAGAAUUUUUGCAACCAAUAAUUGAAAUCGGUGAUAAAAUUGUAUCGGCAACUAUUGAAAUUUACAAUAGAAUUGCAAUUGACUUGCUUCCAACGCCUGAAAAGAGUCAUUAUAUUUUUAAUUUGCGAGAUUUAUCAAAAUGUAUUCAAGGAAUGCUUCAAGCAGAUCCAUCAAUUGUUAUUGAUGUGAAACAAAUGUUAAGGCUCUUUUAUCACGAGUGCUUGAGGGUUUUUCACGAUCGAUUAAUAAAUAUAGAAGACAAAAGUUACUUUUAUCAUCUUUUGACCGAAACCUGUUCGCGAAAAUUUGGAGACGAGGUGAUUUCACUUGGAGAUGAAGUUGUCACACAGCCUCCAUUACUUCUUUUCGGUGACUUUAUGUCCUUUGGAGCUUCAAAAGAGCAGAGAUUUUAUGAAGAAAUCACCGAUUUAACAAAAGCAACAAAUAUUUUGCAAAAUUAUUUGGACGAUUACUGUUUAGUGACUUCGAAGGAGAUGAAUCUUAUAUUUUUCACGGAUGCUGUUGAACAUUUAUGUAGACUGGCGAGAAUUUUGAGAUCAGAAAGAGGAAAUGGUCUUCUUGUUGGUGUUGGUGGAAUGGGAAAACAAAGUUUAACAAAAUUAGCGUCCCAUUUGAACGGCUAUCGUUGUAUGCAAAUUGAAGUGACGCGUGGCUACGACAUGAAUUCCUGGCACGAUGAUCUUCGACGAUUUUAUUUUAAACCAGGAGCAUUUGCCGAAGAUGUCACUUUUCUUUUUACUGAUACACAAAUUGUACUCGAGGAAUUUUUGGAGGAUAUAAACAAUACUUUAAAUUCCGGAGAGGUACCAAAUUUAUUUGAAGCUGACGAAUUAGAAAAGGCAAUAAUUGCCACAAGACUGGCUGCCAAAGAUGCUGGAAUCAAAGAAUCUGACCGAGAUGGAAUUUACAAUUAUUUUAUCGGAAGAGUUAGAAAUCAUCUUCAUUUAAUGCUCUGCAUGAGUCCUGUGGGCAACACUUUCAGACAUCGUUGCCGAAUGUUUCCAUCAUUGGUUAAUUGCUGUACAAUAGAUUGGUUCACAAAAUGGCCAAAUGAAGCACUUCUCUCAGUAGCAAAGAAAACAAUCGAAUCAAUUGCAAAUCACGAUGAAAAUAAAUUAUCUGCUUUAUCAUCAAUUUGUGUUUUAAUGCAUGAAAGUGUUGAAGAGAUGACUGUUCGAUUUUUCAAUGAGAUGCGAAGAAGAUAUUACACGACACCCAGUAGUUAUUUAGCAUUAUUAAAACUUUUCUUAGCGACAUUGAAGAAAAAAAUUAAAACAACUUUAACGCUGAAAAGUAAAAUUGCGAAUGGCUUGAAUAAAUUGAAAGAAACAAACGAGACAGUUGCGAUGAUGAAGGAGCAAUUGAUAAUUCUGGCUCCUCAAUUAAAGACAAGUUCAGAGGAAGUUUCGAAAUUAAUGCAGAUACUUGCGAAGCAACAGAUUGAACUCGACAAAGUUAGAAUCACUGUUGCUGCUGAUGAAGCAAUUGUCAAGGUAAAAGCAGAAGAAACAGCUGCUUUAGAAACUGAAGCUAGGAAAGAUUUAGAAGCAGCGAUGCCAGCAUUGGAGGAAGCACAAAAAGCCCUGGAAUCAUUGAAUAAAAAUGAUAUCAAUGAAAUUAAAGUUUUCAAUAGUCCACCACCGCUUGUUCGAUACGUGAUGGAAGCCGUUAAUUUGUUAUUAGGAGAAAAACUUGAUUGGAUAACUGCGAGAGUCGUUCUCGGUGAUUUACACUUUUUAGAUCGAUUAAUUGAAUAUCCAAAAGAUGAUAUUAAUGAUAAACUUUUAAAAAAAUUGCAAGACUAUAUAAAUAAUCCAAAUUUUAAGCCAAAUAUUGUUGCAAAACAAAGCAAAGUUUGUAAAUCAAUUUGCAUUUGGGUUCGAGCUAUUGAUGGUUAUGCGAAAUUAUUUAGAAUUGUACAUCCAAAACGUCUCAAAUUACAAGCGGCGGAAAAAGAAUUACGCUCUAUUAUGGAUGUUUUGGAACAAAAACAAGAACAAUUACGUGAAGUUGAGAAUAAAAUAAAUAAAUUAAGACAAGAAUAUAAGGAAGCUGUUGAUAAUUUAACAUCUUUGGAAUAUAAUAUUCAAUUGAGUGAGGCUCGACUCAAUAGAUCGGGAAGAUUAACAUCGGCAUUGGCAGAUGAAGAAAUUCGCUGGCAGGAAAAUAUGAAAGAUUUCGAUAGGCAGAUGGAAAAUUUUAUGGGAGACACUUUAGUGGCUGCUGGUGCUUUAGCUUAUUUAGGUGCAUUCACCAGUGAAUACAGAAAAGAAUUAUUAAUAAAAUGGCUGAAAACUUGUGAAGAACAGAAAAUAACAACAACGGGAAAUUUUAAUUUAAUUGCUGUUUUAGCUGAUCCUUAUGAAAUUCGUUUAUGGAAUAGUUUUGGUUUACCUCGAGAUCAGAUCAGUACGGAAAAUGCAAUUUUUGUCACUCAAGCUGAAAAAUGGUCACUUAUGAUUGAUCCACAAGAACAGGCUAAUCGCUGGAUAAGAAAUAUGGAACAGCAGAAUCAGUUAAAAAUUUGUAAACUAACGGAUGGAAAUUUAAUGAGAAUCAUGGAAUCGUGCAUUAGAAUUGGUUCGCCAAUUUUAAUUGAAGAUGUCGGUGAAAUUUUGGAUCCCAGUUUGGAGCCAGUUCUUUUAAAACAAACUUUUGUUCAAGGAGGAAGAAAAUUGAUACGUCUAGGAGAAAGUGACAUCGAGUACGAUGAAAAUUUUCGUUUAUACAUCACCUCAAAAAUGGCUAAUCCUCAUUACUUACCAGAAAUUUGUAUUAAAGUGACAAUUGUCAAUUUUACUGUAACACCUUCGGGAUUAGAAGAACAACUUCUUGCUGAUGUGGUACGUUUGGAAAAACCAGAAUUGGAAAAAUUGAGAAACGAAUUGAUAGCAAAGAUCAAUGCGGACAAAAAUCAACUUCAAAAUAUAGAGGAUAAAAUUCUUUCACUUCUAUUUAGUUCCGGUGAUAAUAUUCUCGAUAAUGAAGAAUUAAUUGAGACUCUAAAUAAUAGUAAAGAGACUUCGGCGAUUAUUGUCACGAGAUUAAUUGAAACUGAAGCUACAGAAGAAAAGAUUUCCAUCACUCGAGAUAAAUAUCGUUCCGUAGCUACUCGUGGUUCUGUUUUAUAUUUUGUUGUUGCUGAUUUAGCUGAAAUCGAUCCCAUGUAUCAAUUUUCUCUAAAAUAUUUUAAUCAGAUAUUCAAUAAUGUCAUCGAGAUGAGUGAAAAAAGCGAAAAUCUUGAUAUUCGAUUGACAAUUUUAUAUGAAGAAAUUACUUCAUCAAUUUAUACAAAUGUAUCGCGAGGAUUAUUUGAACGACAUAAACUUGUUUUUAGUCUCAUGUUAAAUAUGGCGAUUUUUUUACAUUCUCGAAUUGUCAGCUAUUCGGAAUGGGAAUUUUUGCUACGUGGUGCUGGACAAUUUAAGACAUCUAAGAAACCGGAUUAUCCAACUUUGACUGAAACAAUGUGGAUCUCGGUGAAUUUUCUAGCAAAUCAUUUUAAAUCAUUCGCAAAUAUUAUGACUGACGUUUUCAAAAAGAUUCAUUUGUCCAUUGAAUAUUUUCAAGAGGAAAUAAAUAUCAUUCCUGAUAACAAUAAAAAAGCCGAAUUCAACUGGGAUAAAAUACUGACUGAUAUAGAAAAACUGAUGCUACUAAAAGCGUUAAAAGAAGAGAAAUUAAUUUUUGCUCUCACUGCAUAUGUGAAAAAAAAUCUUGGACAGAAAUUCGUUGAAUCACCAAUGGUUUCUCUGGAAUUACUUUAUCCCGAUACUUCGAAAAUAAUACCGUUGGUAUUUAUUUUAAGCACUGGCUCCGAUCCGUUUAGUGCAUUUCAGAGAUUUGCAUCGAAAAUGGGAUUUGGCGAAAAAUAUCAAUCAAUAUCAUUGGGUCAGGGUCAAGGACCAAUAGCAGAAAAUCUUUUGCAAAAAGGAAAAGAAACAGGAAAUUGGGUGUUUUUACAAAAUUGUCAUUUAGCCACAUCAUGGAUGAAUAAUAUGGAAAAAUUAAUUAUCGAAAUAAUUCAAGAAUCCGAUGGUGUUAACGAUAAUUUUCGUCUAUUUUUAAGUUCAAUGCCAAGUAAAUCAUUUCCAGUUUCGGUUCUUCAAAAUUCAAUGAAAGUCACAAAUGAACCGCCCAAAGGACUCAAAGCAAAUAUUAAACGUGCUUUCUUUGAUCUUAAUGAAGAUUUCUUUGAAAAUAAUCCUUUAGAACUAAAUUGGAGAAAAAUGAUAUUUGGAAUUUGCUUUUUCCAUGCAAUUAUUCAGGAGAGAAAAAAAUUCGGUCCACUAGGAUGGAAUAUUCAUUAUGAAUUUAAUAAUAAUGACAGAGAAUGUUGCCUUUUAAAUUUAAAAAUGUUUUGUAACGAAACAAUUCCAUGGGCUGCCUUGACAUACAUAACUGGUGAAAUCACUUAUGGAGGCAGAAUAACUGAUAAUUGGGAUUUGCGUUGUUUAAAAACAAUACUCAAUGAUUUUUUCUCACCAAAAACAUUAGAAACGAAUUACGUUUAUUCAGCAUCUGGAACGUACUUUUCUCCAAAUUUAAUCACACUUUAUGAAUAUAGAGAAUUUAUAGAAAAUUUCCCUAUUAUUGAAGAUCCUGAAAUUUUUGGAAUGCACGAGAAUGCAAAUAUAACAUUUCAGUUGAAAGAAACGAAAAUUGUUUUGGAUACAAUAAUGGAUGUGCAACGAAAAGAAGAUAUUGGCGAAAAAGGAAAAUCAACGUCUGACAUUGCUUAUGAAUUAGCCAGUAUGAUUAUGGGAAGAAUCAUUCUUAAAAUUGAUUCAGAUGAUUGUCAUUCAAGUCAUUUGAAAAAAGAUUUUGCUGGUCGUCUUCCAUCACUUACGACUGUUUUACUUCACGAAGUUGAUCGUUAUAAUAAAUUAUUAUCAAAAAUACACUCAUCAAUGGAAAAUUUACAACGAGCUAUUAAAGGAUUUGUUGUGAUGUCAACGGAACUGGAAGCUGUGUUUAACGCUUUAGUCAACAAUCAAGUACCGGAAGUAUGGCACAAAGUAAAUGUCUAUCCUUCGCUAAAAACUUUAGGAUCAUGGAUUCGAGAUUUAGAACUUCGAAUUGAUUUUAUUCAGAUCUGGUUGAAAAAUUCAAAACCAAUUUCCUUUUGGAUAUCAGGAUUGUCCUUUCCUCAAGGAUUUAUAACAGGAGUGCUUCAAACUCAUGCGAGGAAAUAUAAUAUUCCAAUUGAUCAUUUGAAAUUGGAUUUUAAAGCAACAAAAAUACUUUUACAACAAGAAGAAAUCGAAACAGUUCACAAGAGAGAAAAUAAAGAAAUUGCGUCCGCUUAUCAAAAUCUUCAAGAACCUUUGGAUGGUGUUUUUAUUCAUGGCCUAUUUAUUGACGCUGGUCGAUGGGAUUUUCAAUCUAUGAUUUUAGUCGAUGCAAAUAAAGGUGAAAUGAAUCCUUUACUGCCAGUUUUACACAUUCAACCAGUUUUAUCGUUACCGGCAAAUGAUCCUAGAUAUGUUUGUCCUCUUUAUAAGACGAGCAUUCGUGCUGGAGUUUUAUCGACAACUGGACACAGUACAAAUUUUGUUUUAUCAAUUCUUUUACCCUCAAAACAAAAACAAUCAUAUUGGAUACUCAAAGGAACUGCUCUUUUAAUACAAAAAACAGAUUAAAUAAAAUAUCCUAUAUUAUAAAUACUCAUCAUAGAAAA
Leptopilina boulardi is the source of this 11993-nucleotide messenger RNA. It is a transcript of the gene Dhc16F, whose product is annotated as dynein axonemal heavy chain 6. Bases 1 to 11955 code for a protein of 3984 amino acids. The transcript is spliced from 60 exons. The record is from RefSeq and is a predicted model, not a curated record. NCBI's taxonomy places the organism in Eukaryota, Metazoa, Arthropoda, Insecta, Hymenoptera, Figitidae. Gene Ontology annotation, cellular component: dynein complex. Gene Ontology annotation, molecular function: ATP binding; dynein light intermediate chain binding; minus-end-directed microtubule motor activity. Gene Ontology annotation, biological process: microtubule-based movement.